This is a messenger RNA of Lytechinus pictus (painted urchin), 1937 nucleotides long. RefSeq names its product ADP-ribosylation factor-like. Gene Ontology annotation, cellular component: cytoplasm; plasma membrane. Lineage: Eukaryota; Metazoa; Echinodermata; Echinoidea; Temnopleuroida; Toxopneustidae. Gene Ontology annotation, molecular function: GTPase activity; GTP binding. Gene Ontology annotation, biological process: intracellular protein transport; vesicle-mediated transport. The transcript is spliced from 4 exons. The record is from RefSeq and is a predicted model, not a curated record. The coding region runs from base 31 to 549 and encodes 172 amino acids.
UUCAUCGCAAGACAAGAAGGUUUCGCAAAAAUGGCCAGUGAUUUGUUUGGCAACCAGGAGAUAAAAAUACUAAUGCUUGGAUUGGGAGGUGCUGGAAAGACCACUAUCCUACAAAAAAUCAAUCUUGGAGACAUUGUCACUAGUACUUCAUCACCGGGUUUCAACGUAGAGACGGUAAAAUACAAGAAUACAACCAUCACAGCGUGGGAUGUUGGUGGUCAAGACAAGAUUAGGCCACUAUGGAGGGAGAUGUUUCCGAACACACAGGGUAUUAUUUUUGUGGUAGACAGCCAUGACAGAGAGCUUAGACUGGAAGCGAGAGACGAACUGAACCGUAUUGCAAACAAAGACGAGCUCAGAGAUGCAAUUAUACUAGUAUUUGCGAACAAACAGGAUCUCCCAAAUGCUAUGGGAACAGGUGAGGUUACAGACGCUCUUGGUCUACAUAAUGUGCGAAACCGAAAAUGGUACAUACAAGCAUCAAGCGCUACCUCAGGAGACGGAAUCUACGAAGGCUUCAAGUGGCUGACAACAGAACUGCGUGGAUAAUAAAAACCCAAUAAAAAGAUAAUUUUUCUACUAUAAAGUGUUACCAUUAAAUAUUUAUGUGUAUAAAGUGCCCGUCAACCCCCCAAAAAAGAAAUCUAAAGGAUAGUGAUUUUUUUCCGAUGAGCUUGAACUUAUGUGGUGUUGCAAGAAAACAUUUGCAAUCUUGGAAAAUUACAAUUGAUAGAUUUAAUUUAACUGUAGCAAAUCAAUUCAAACCGUCAUGUUUCAGAAAGUAGACCAGUAAUUGAGAGUAAAUUUGCAAUCAAUGGCAUGAUGUAUGAUUGAUUUGGGGAUGGUAAAUGGACUGCAAUUGAGUGCAAGUUUCUUCACACACACACACACACACACACCCACACACACACACGCACAUAUAUAUAUAUAUACACACCCUCACAUACACGCACACAAUUUAUUGUUCCCCGCCUGGAUCCGUCACGGGUCACGGGUUAUAGUUUUACUUUUGUUAAAAGUAUUGCAACAAUUCGGAAUUCUAUUCGUUCUUGCUGUAGGAUAAAUUUCUGUUCUUUAUAUUGGUGGUUUGGUAUGAAUAACAGUAUGGAUUAUAGUAUAAUCAUAGGAUAACCUCGACACAAUCGAGAUGAUGUAUUGUCUGCAAUAAAUAAUUCUGUCCAAUAAUUUUGGAACAGAUAGAACGUGAAGUCUAGCUACCCUCUAAAUCUAACUUUUUAAUACACUUUUUACGCAGCCAUAAUGCUGACUCCUGGGGAGUGUUUCAUCAACAUUUUCAUCCGACAAGUUGUCAGAUCUGACAUCUUUCUCUGAUGUUGAUUGGCUGAGAGGUACUGUUACUAUGGUAACUGUCGGAUAAGAUGGGACUUGUCGGAUAAAACGUCCGACAAGUCCUUUCAUGAAACGCCUCCCGGAAAUGCUCAAACAAGUGGAAGCGCCGUGGCGUGUGGAAGCGCCGUGGUGUAGCGGUUCUGACUCUCGCCUUGUAAUAAGAGGGUCGUGUGUUCGAAUCCCACUAUGGUCUAGCGUUCCUUGGCAAGGCGUCAAUCCACAAUUUGCCGGAAAAUUUGCCAUUCUCCACCCAGGUGUUAAAUGGGUACCCGGUAGGAUGCGAAAGCCUAUGUAGUAUGCCUAGCAAUUGAGUCUUGGAACUCUUGUUGGAAUGCUCCCCAGGGAGUGGAGAAGGUGCAUACAUGAUUGUAUGCGGGCAUGCAAGGAUCCGAUGACCGGGGUAAUAAUAUAUCUGUAAAGCGCUUAGAGACGUCGUUCCGAUGUGUAAAGCGCUAUAUAAAUGCGGAUUAUUAUUAUUAUUAUUAUUGUUAAUUCUUUACCCACAGUAAGAUAUUUUCAUCACGCAGUUUUUUAUAAUAUUGGAAUAGCAAAUGACUGAAUGAAAUAAAAUGACAUAAACAAAAGUA